Molecule: messenger RNA, 2575 nt
Organism: Nycticebus coucang (slow loris)
Lineage: Eukaryota; Metazoa; Chordata; Mammalia; Primates; Lorisidae
Gene: TMEM190
Product: transmembrane protein 190
Exons: 5
Coding region: 1258-1791 (177 amino acids)
Biological process (GO): hematopoietic progenitor cell differentiation
Cellular component (GO): inner acrosomal membrane
Source: RefSeq, a predicted model, not a curated record
GCCAAGCCCCCUCUGACCUGUGUCAUCUCUGACGAAGGCAGCCCAGAGCCCACUCAGCACACACCAGGAUGUUUACAGGAGAGAUUGGUAAGGCAGGGAGACAGCCUGGGCUUCCUGGGACGGGGGUCUGGCUCCCUGACUGUCCCCCCACCAGACCAGGAAUCAAGGCCCCAGCCCCUCCUCACUCAGACCCCCCAGAGUUGACUUUCCAAUUCCUAGGCUCCUCCUAAUGCAGGUGUCAGGGUCCCCCACACCCUUGUCCCUCAGACUCUGGAGUUGUAGCUCAAAUGGAGACUGUCCCAGGAGAGAGGAGAUUCCCUCCUCACUAAGCUGCAAAGCUCAAUGGCUGCUGAGGGGGUGAACCAGAAACCAUUAUCCCAACCUAGUCCCCCAGUUUGACUUCCUCCUCUUGGAAGACAAGUCGGUCCCCAGUCAUUGGGGGAGUUCAAAAGGGAGGCUUGAUAAUCCCUCCGCAGGUGACACCUUCCCCAGCCUCCAGCCACAGGCAGGAACUGGGAUCUUCCUGCCAGGAGUGACCUUCACAGGCCCUCUGGUUUCAGCAGGGGCUCACCAGUCCCUUCCUUGAGGAACACAUUCCCUAGAUGGGAGGACUGGGCUGGCCUGUAAGGAAAAGCUGCUCUCAGGACCCUGUGGAACCAGGGGAUCUCCCUAAGGUUCCAGUCCCAUGGUCUCACCCUCCUCCUGGGUCUCCUGGUUGCCACGGGGACCUUCCCUAACAAUGGGGCUCAGUGAGGCCUUUAGUAUCUCAAGUCCCCCCUUCCCCUGGUUGCUAAGGGGAAAGACUUCCUAGCAACAGGGCUUCCUGAGCCUCUGGGCAGGGGAGCCACUUUUAUGUGCCAGUUUAUUAAGGAAAGGGAUUCCCCAGUCAAAAGGUCUCCCAGAACCCCACCCCCAGGGGUUCCUGGGUGACAAGGAGGAGAGGCCCCAGACCCAUAGGCCCUUCCAGACUUCUCUUUUUUGCCCAUAUUGCUAAGGAGUUCCUUCUAAACCUGAGACCCCACCCCAUCUUGCCCCUUCCACCUGGUCCCUAAAGAAUUGACUCCCUCUAUCAGGGUGUGGCCAGGUCAGUGUGAGCCCCCUCCCUACCCCCCCUCCUCGUUGCAAAGGGGACUCCCUAGCAACAGAACUCAGAAUCUUGGGGGCCAGGUGGGCAGGUGGGCGGGGCCCAGCUGGUUGCUUGGGUGAUGUCUUUCCAGGACUCUUCCCACAGUGGCCCCAGGGGUCUGGGGAGGCGACAUGGUGGGCUUUGGGAUCCCAGCUUUGGGCUUGGGCCUGCUCCUGCUGCUGCAGGGCUCAGUAGAUGGGAAUGGAAUCCAGGGAUUCUUCUAUCCAUGGAGUUGUGAGGGUGACGUGUGGGAUCGGGAGAGCUGUGGGGGUCAGGCGGCAAUCGAGAACCCCAACCUCUGCCUGCGCCUGCGAUGCUGCUACCGGGAUGGGGUCUGCUACCACCAGCGUCCAGAUGAAAAUAUGCGGAGGAAACACAUGUGGGCCCUGGGCUGGACGUGCGGUGGCCUCCUUUUCCUGAUCUGUGGCAUCUGCUUGUUCUGGUGGGCCAAGCGCCAGGACUUGCUGCACAUGCCGCGGUUCUUGGCGGGUAAAUGUGACCUGUCGAGGACAGUCUCGCUGCUCUCCAAGGACCGAGCAACGAGUGAAAAGAAGACAGCAUCCGUGGCCAGCAUGCCAGCCUCCCAGGCUACAGAGACGCAAGAGACCAUAGGGGGCGGUGAAGGGGAAGGGACAGAAGGGGCCGAGACGGAGGAAGAAGAUUAGGGGUGUCCCCGGGGGACCCCGCAAUACAGAUGUAGCCUAUAGACAUGUGGUCUCUUUUCUGAGAGCUGUGGAAACAGAACACAUAGUGCACACCUGGGGCAGGGGUCUGGGCACACAUGCCCUGGGGCAUCUUAGGGACCCAGACUGAGUUGGGGGGUGUUAGGCUCUCACAUGGAGAUGUGAGCUGAGGGAGGCUCUGGAAUAGAGGGGUGGGGGAUUCGUGGGGGAGAAUUUGAACUAAGGAGGAGCUGGGCUGAGUGGGGGCUCUAGGCUGUGAUUGUGGGGCCCUGGACCGAGGGGGUGUGCUGGAGUGAGGAAGGUAUAAAACCCUUCCUGGAGGGAGGCCAGGGCCAGGGGCGCCUGAACUGAGUGGGGGCAGGCAGCUUGUCAUGGCCUGGGAAUGUGCCCUCAGUUGUCUUCCUAAAGGGAGCAACCCCAUCCCUCAUGUGCCACCAUGUGCCACCAUCCCACCAAUGGCUGAAUGUGGUGAGUACCAGUGCAGGCCCCUUCCCAAAAGACAUGGGUCUCUCUUCCCCUGUGGGAGGUUCUGGCUCUCAGACACCCCUCCGGCUGCUGAAACUCCCUGGGAAGUCUAAGAUUCAUCCUACCAACCCUCCUCCCCCAUGCCUUGCAGAUGACAGACCUGCACCAAGCCACCUCCAUAAUCCAUAUCCCCCAAUAAAUACCUUGCAAGUCUAAUUUGUCCCUGUGUCCCUACUUCUCAGAAGGCCAAGGGAGACCUGGGUGGAGGGAGGUUGUGUUGGGUGGGUGGGUGGGUGUGGGC